Molecule: messenger RNA, 3633 nt
Organism: Ramularia collo-cygni
Lineage: Eukaryota; Fungi; Ascomycota; Dothideomycetes; Mycosphaerellales; Mycosphaerellaceae
Exons: 2
Coding region: 1-3633 (1210 amino acids)
Source: RefSeq, a predicted model, not a curated record
AUGCAAGCUGUUUCACCUGCGCAGGGCCCGUUUGACGCCGCUGCUUUGCACCAGCAGCCUAGGAGGAAUGAUCGCUCCAACUCGCUGUCCUCUGGCAGCGUAGUGACCAUCAGACGGCCCGCUUCAAUCUCCCGUGUGCGCACAGAGGGCUCUGCCGGGGACCCAUCAUUGAUACCCUUACGCUUGGGGCGUAACUCGAUCUCCAGCGAGCACAAGCACGACCUCUCUGACCAACCCUCCUUUGCGCAUUCGGCCUCGGGUUCCGGCGACGCCUUGGGCAUGAGCAGCAUCAAUCGCUGGUCCCACUCCACCACCUCCAGCGUCGCAUCGCUAGCGCACGGCCGACGAAAUCGCAGCAUAUCAUMGCCUCGACGCAGCCCGCACAAGCACCGCAGUCGACAGUCCGCAGUCGACAGCCAGUCGACCUCCCUCACUGCGAUACCGCCGCUACAAACCACACCUUUAUUGACCGACCCGAAUGACACCGAAUCUCCCUCAACAAGUCAAACUGUUUCGACACCUCCCAUUUCCUCGCCCGAGACGCACGACUACUUUGGAAGAGAUGAAGGCCUCGCACAGUACGGCAUGGCCAAGACUCAGCAACGCGUCGUAAUGGUUCGUAAUCAGACGGCGCCAGUCCCUGUUGUGAAAUCGCGAGCAAUGGACGAGCACGAUCAGAGGGUAAAACGCGAUGGUGAUCACCGGAGAACGACGCGCGAAAAGACCGAAAAGGACAAGAAGGCAAUGCUUUCCAAGGCCCUGCAAAAAGCAAACACUGCAGUUUUGCUGGACAAUGCGCAAAAUUAUGAAGGCGCGUUGGAAGCCUAUGGAGACGCGUGUGAAUUGCUCGGCCAGGUCAUGAACCGAACAUCGGGAGACGAUGACAAAUGCAAGCUCGAUGCCAUCAGGGUGACCUACAGCAACCGGAUGGAGGAACUCGACCAGCUUGUCGAGGAGAUGCCGGCCCUGUCCGACGAGAAGGACCUUCCUGCAAGACCACUAAGCGCUGAGAGUCGACCAUUGAGUCCCAACUCAAGCGGAUUGGUCACGACCGGGAUAGAUGGAGCGUUGCAUGGGAAUGAACUUGGCGCUCCUGAACGAGCGGAUGCCCCGAGGUUAUCGUACGCGCGUAAUGACGGAGACAGUUUCUUUGCGAGGACCAUGGCAGCUGUAGAAAGCUCGACCGCCUUCAAAUCGGAAAGCGAAGACGAGUCAGUCACCGAUGAUUCUGCAGUCGCGGCAGCUGAAGAGGCAGAUGAUGAUCUCCGGCAAGGACGAGAAUCGAGCCAUGUGCCACCAUCUGAUAUUGACCAGUAUAUGCCACGGCCGCUCUCUCCCAGGAGAGCACAGCUUACGGCAGAACCAUCUCACGCCGAUGAUGCUUGGGAUGGAGGAGUAGUACUUGAGCCACAAAGCGAUGUAAAGCAGCCUGGAAGAAGUCGAUCCAACAGCAAAGACUCUGUUUCCUGGCUGGACACGAUUGAUGAAUCCGCAUCAUCAUGUUCCGAUUCUGUACACUCAUUUUCAUCCCAGCGGGAAGUGCGCAGAAAGCACAUUCGAGGUAUUAGUGGCGUCACUGAUCCAGACUUUGACGCCGCUUUCGACGCCGCAGUAGAGGCAGCCUACGAUGAGGGCUUGGAGCCGGAUAUGGAGGCACGUACCAAGCAAAUGGCGGCCUACCGGCAGAGACAGAACGAGUCCAUCAACAUUCCCGCGUCCGAGAUUGACGAAAUCAUCCCUGGGGCUUUGCAGACGUCAAAGGCGGCUCCAGAUUUGGAGGACGAAGAGGAAGAGCGAAUCCUCGACGAAAUGACCAGCGAAUAUGGACAAGGAUUCAACUUUGAUCUCCAGACCAAGUCAGCUCUUCCCCGGCAAUCGGAUUCCAGCGGAUACUCGAGAAGCACAUGGCAGAGCUCGCAAAUGUCAGAUCGUGCCACCGCUGCAACUUCGCUCUCAACCGUAGCAGAAGAUGGACUGGCGCAAAGAUUUUCAAAAGUCACAACGAAUGGCGCACGAGUCGAUCCGUCUGCUCUUCCGCCGGCGACGGCACCCCCACGGGGGUCACUCCCACUCCCACCGCCACCGAUUGCAGCCAACAGCAGUCGAGUGUCGACUGUGCGAAGCCGUAGACUCUCAAGCAUCAACUCGAAGCAACUCAAAAUCGAGACAGUGGCCCAGCCUGAGGGUCGCAAAAGGGCAUCUACCUUCCACCAUACCAGCAGCCCAUUUCUGGAGGGGCCAAAGGAGGAUGAUCCCUCCGAGCAGAAGGACCAAGAGGGACAGCGUCUUUCCGACUCGCAGCACGACCAUCUUUUGAGAUCUCCACCGUCGCUAGAGUUGCAUACAGCGUUGGAUGACAUGAACGGGUUGGCGAAUUCGACAGUGACGGACUUUAGACCGAGCUAUGAAACACUGCCCGGCGAUCUGCUGGCAACGAGACCCGCUCUCUACAGGAAGAACAAGUCCUCCGUCAGCUUGCGGGACCACCCCGAGCAUACCAUCCUUCUGGCCWCCCCUGAUCCCGAUGCUAGCUUUCCAACGGCCACACCCAUGAGCACGACGUUCAUGAGCUUCGCAGCGCGCCGUAAUCACAGCGCAAUGACGUCGCAGCGUGCCACUCUGCCAUCAAAUGCAUUAAAUGGGACAGACAGCUACAUGGCCGGCGGCAUUUACCUCUUCGACACGUCGCUGUCCGUAGCACCGGGCCCGACAUCCCCUCGAUCACCAAACUCCACGCCUCAACCCGCAGGCCUUGAACCGUGCCCGGAAUCCUUCAUGUUACGCCCGUUCUGGCUAAUGCGCGCGCUCUCCUCAACAAUAAUACACCCAAAGGGAGGGUUCUUAACAACCAAGACAUUCGUGCCGCGCGAAGUGUGGCAGGCGACGGGUGUGAAGCUCAAGGUUGUUGAGGAUAAGAUUGCAAAUUGCGAUUUGCUCACGGCCGCGCUUGGCCGCCUUGCGGGUGUUGAUACGUAUGAUGCAGACGCAAUCAUGGAGGAGCUUCAGAGCUUUGAGGAAGUCAUGGAACGCGUCCAAGCUGCGCUGUCGAAGAAACUCGGAAACGAUGUCGGUGUGCAUGGCGUUGCCGGGAUGUUCAAGGAUGCUUCGGCCGCCAACGCGACGUCUACCACGGCCAAUGCAAGUUCGGACAUUGCUGCAGCAUCCGAUAAGGCAGCAAAGAGCAAUUCGGGGAAAAGCUAUCUCUCCUCCUGGCGCAAGCUCAGGAACAAGAGCUCUGGCACGCCAUUGUCGACGGCCACGCACAUAACCGCCAAGCCCACGAGCGGAAAAGACCAGCACACAAUGUCAUCUGUCCCCAUGACGAGUUUUGUGCCCGUCGAGCGUCGGGGCAACAAAAAAGAUGCGCGUAAUCUCGUGUUCGAAGGUCCUAAUAAAGAAUACAUGGGAUCCCUGGCUCGGCUUUUCGACGGCGUGCAGGUACUCGAUCAAAUCGCUCGCCAGGUCGAAGACCCUGGGCUCAAGCACUCCUCGCCUACGCAUGUUGGCCUGGAACUCAGCAUUCGCCACGCAGCCGAGUUCUUUGGUUUUUACGUGUGUCGCUUCGUGCUCGCAGACUUGGGCCUGCUGAUGGACCGGUUUGUCAAAAAGGGUACAGAAUGGGUCCUGGCUUAA